AAACUAUACAAAUAUUUUUUUACGAUUGCAACAUUACCGAAAUCAACAAGCGGUGAGGUUGUGUCGGUUUUUUCGGUGAUAUCGAAAAUAUUUAUUUCCCGUGUAAUCUGUAGUAUUUUUUGUUACGACUUAUAUCUCAUUUUAAUUGAUUAUAUUGUGUCAGAAGGGCAAGUAAUUCAUUACGAAAAUGCACCAUUUUUCUGCAUUUUUCGAGUGACAGAUGUUCCAGUGUGAAAUCGCGCCAGUUUUACGCUCAUUAGCCUAGUAAAUCCUGUGAAAAAUGGAAAAUUAUAAUGAAAUUAAUACGAGUGAUGUCUCCACCUCUAAUGGAACAGGGUCACCAGCUAAACCGUCUGCUGAUGGAGACGGCCCUGGCCGAGAUACGUCACAGACACUUUUCCCUGAGAGCCCAGUGUAUGAGCCGGAAGAAGAUCUGGAAACGCAGCCUGCUGAUGAGAAUGUCGUCUCCUCUACUGAUGACAAGGCAGCGGACCAACAAAUUGAAACCAAAGCUUCAACACCAGCGCAAGUUAAAAGGAAGUUGAGCGACGAACCAUCAGACAACAGUGCAAAAAUACAAAAACUGGAACUGGCAGCCGACGAAUUUGCCGUAUCAUCGCAAAGUUUAGACGCAGAAGUGUGUGAGAUCAGUUUCGGCUCAAAACGUAAGCUUGAGGACCCAUUACCAUCGACAUCUCGCGUGAGAACCCCCGCUGGAUCCAGCCCAAGAAAAAUAACCAAACGGAGCAACAGCACAGAUAUUUCCACCCCAAAAACGCCAAGAACACCCAGAACCCGACCAGCUAGUGCCGACAUAACAAAAUCGCGUAAAACGCCAAGAAAAAUUCAACUUGAUAAACUGAAAGAAGCUAUAACUGAAGAACCUAAGGUACAUACGCCGAGACCAAGUGUCGAAUUCGUCAAAGAAAUUCCACCUCCUUCAAAGGUUACCGAAGUCAUAGUAGAAGAGAGCAAUUCAGAGUUAAAUGACUCUCAAAACUUCCAUCUUGAGCUAUCACCGAAUAUGGACGAUCAAAUCAAUGAUGAAAAAGCUAAAGUACAAUACAGCAGUGAUCCUGUUGUGGUUAAAGAUAGAGUGGAAAUUCUAAAUCCUGGAAUGAUCAAAGAAACACACAGCGAAGGUUACAAAUACUCUGAUCAUAGCUUAUCUCAGUCCUUACCGAAAGAUUAUAACAAAGGCAAAACUACCGACCAAGAAAGUACUGACAGUGUAUGCUCAAUCAUUGAAAGUCCAGACCAUAUUCCUCAAAGUGCAGCUUCAAAGAUUAUUUCUAAAUUAUCAAACGGCAACUCCUCGACUCCUACAGAAAUAUUAGGUCAUACGAAACGUAUGUCGACAGAUGAUAGUGACAGUACGCCAGAUAUGAUAAAAUUGAAUGGAAAUAAAGGGAAGAGAUUAAAAAACGAAUCUUUUAGAGCGAGCAACACUACCACGCCGUCAACAAUUUCUCCAUUGCAGAACGGCCACUCAUUGCCUAUAAAUACUCCUCAAAUUCCAGUAUUUGAUAUUCACGUGAGUCAUAAUGAGGAUUGCGAAUUCUUAUCACUUUAUGUUGUGCGAACAGAUAAUGAUUUAGGCAUGGACAUGUGUAAAGAAUAUCAGAGGAUUUCAAAGAGAUUUACCAUCGAUCCUUACAUGGCUGAUGUCUCUGUAAGCAAUUCACCGUCAAGUGUUACUAGUGGGGGAAUGAUAAACUUACCAAAUAGAACGUCUUUUGCUUCAACUGUCAGCUCCAUGUCAACUUCAAGUAGCAAUCGCACCAGUGACGGCGCUUUCGUGGUCCCACAGCCGCCACGCAAAUCUGUGUCAAAUCCCUCAACCUCAGUCAAAGGGUAUGAAGCCUUAAUGAAGAAGCUACAAGACAUAUUUUCGCAUAUACGUGAAACGUCAGUUGACGACGGAAAUCAUUCGUUGAACGAUGAAAAGGUGUCAGUUGGUAUACAAGCUUCACUGUCAAGUGAUUCAUCAAAUCAGACCAAUGGAAAUGCGAGUCCCGAUGAAGUAGGCAAGUGUGAUAAGGCGACUCCUAAAAGUUCUCUGAAAAAGUCAAGGGUGAGAGGUCGGCGGCAUAUAGCGGGGAAGACAAAACGCGCGAUUUUACCAACACAACAGGAAGAAGCCGAAUAUAUGCAUGGUAUGAAUUCGCCUGAAAUGGUGCAGUCUAAUGGGGACAGUGGGAAGAUGUCACCUAAAUCUCCUAAAGAUGAGAAACCGUUGUCUUCUCUAGUGGCGACACCUAAGUCUGUCAGCAAAUUGAAACAGAAGCGAAGGCCUACAUCGCCAAGGCCCGCAACUCCAGUAGAAAAGCCUGUAGUUAAGCAAGAAUAUCCGGGCUAUCCGGCUGAUACGGUUGUUUUGGCUAAAUGGGUUGACAAACGGUACUAUUCAGGGAGAGUUAUAGAGAUUACAGAGCCAAAUAAAUACUUGAUCAAAUUUGAUGAUGGGCAUUCGAAGGCGUUGUUGGAUGAUUUCAUUAUAUUCGGUGAUAUGAAGACAUUGCCUUUGCAAGGGCAGUCUGUGUACGCUAUGGUGGACGAGGAGCAGAAUUAUGAGCCGGGGUUGGUGAUGGGGAUCGAAGAAAAUGAUAGUGGGACUAUCACUUAUCGCUGCAUCACUGAUGGGGACUCGCAAGUAAUGGUGACCGCAAGUGAGUUAUAUCUAACAGAAGAUCAAGCUAGGACAUUGAAGGAUGCGACUCGACCUCGGUCGCCCGGAGCGCCAUCUACUCCGCGACGGCGACAUAACAGGGAACUAGACCUCGACAACAUUAUACAGGGCCCGCGCAGCGCCCGCAGCCGCGACAAGUCCGGCCACAACAGCGCCAGGAGGAGGGUCGCCUCGCCCCGGAGCCCCAAGGCCUCCACCUCGGGGGUGAAGUCGUCAAAGAGCGCGGUGGUGAGUCGCAAGCGGCUAGCGAGCGAGAGCAGCGAAGUGAGCGAGGGCAGCAACCCCGCGCUCGCGCCCGCGCGGCUGGAGGAGGUCGCCGGCGUCGAGCCCGAGGUGCAGCGCACGCCCAGGAAGAUUGACGGGGUUAAAGCCGGUCCCCUACAACUGAAAGGAGCAGCGAAACAAAACAUAGGCAAGAAGAACUCAAAACUGACUUUAUUUGAUGAAGACACGGUAUCAGUACUGGGGCCUAUACCCGGUGAUAAUAAACUGUUCUCCGGACUACACUUUCUGCUGACCUGCACUGAAACACCUAGGACUAGCGGCACUCAGAAACAGGAUAAGACAUCAAAACAGUCAUCAUCAGACCUGGCCGCGGUGCUCCACAGCCAAGAAACGAGGCACUAUUCGUCAGAAGAAGACGGUGAGACGACAACAUCUAUGGCCGGCACGGACACCGAAGAUUUGGAGUUCAGUGACCGACCGUUCAAUAAGGAACGGUUGAAGGAACAACUGGAGGCUGGCGGGGGUGUGGUGUACAGCCACUUCGACGACGUGCCAAAGAACAAGUAUUCAUCAUGCAAACUGAUCGCCCCCCGCCCGUGCCUCACCGCCAAAUACAUCCAGUGCCUCGCCGCCGACAUCCCGGCGGUGUCCCACGCGUGGGUCAUCUUCAGCUGCAUCAACAACCAGAGAAUGCAGUUGGGCUCCUAUGUACUGCCGUCCGGCUGGUCCAUUACCAAGCAAUGCUUUAUUAACUGGAAUCCACCAUCAGGCAAACGCAACACAACAUUCUUCAAAGACAAAACAAUCCUGCUCUGCGGAGACCAGGACACCUUCGUGAAGUUCUGGGAACGCGUGUGCACGUUGGCCGGGGCCAACACUCGAGUUGUUAAUGAAGAAGAUCUGAACACAACCGGAGCAAUCGCUUUGGUUACUGAGUGGGAUUGCCCGCAUGAAGUCCAAAACAAAGCGAACCAAGACAUGAUUCCGCUUGUUUCGACAUUCUGGGUGAUACAGUGUCUGAUCGAAGCCAAGAUUCUGCCCGCAAACAGCCACGACCGGUUCUCGUUCAUGUACGCGGAGCCCGAAUGAUCCUGGGACUUCGACAAGAUCCUCAUCAUACGUGAAAAUUGACACUUGAGGACGCGCCGAUAUCAGGACGCUUAGUGUAGUGAAGUGAAUUUAAUGCUAGUUUUGGUGACUCAGAUCUUUAAUGUUAAGAUAAUUUCAGUAAAUAAUAAUUUUAGGAAUGAUUUUAUGUUGUUUGCAGAUUUUUUUGUUGUCUCUAACAUAUUUACAGUCUGUAAAAAAAGUGGUGAAAACUGAUUUUUAACGAAGUACAUUUUUUGUCAUUGCAAUACCAAAUAUAAUGGUCAAGAUUGACCCAGUGUUGCCAGCAAACAGAAGACAGUACCCUUAUUUUUCUUUACCACCAAAAUGGUGGUGCCAAAAUUACUUAUUUUUUAUCCUUUUCAACAAUUUUUUACAGUGUUUGGUUUGUUUGCACGUUCGUAAGAGUUUAAUUUUGAAUUACGGCAAAAAAUUUUGUCUGAAUAGUGUAUAGUCUUAUGUUAAAGAUCUUAGUUGGCAAACACACAUAUAAACCGUUAUAUAUCAAAGAAUUAUUCAGUGUCUAGUGUUAGUGAUAUUCUUACCUAUAUAUUGCAUUUUCUAUUUGCAUCUAGAAGUUACUGAAAUCAAAAUGAGCCUAAUGAACAUUGUUGAAAAGCUGAAUGGAGUUAGGUAGAUAAUUAAUCGUGUAUUUUGUGAAUAGCAUUUUAAAGAUGAAGAAAAUCUAGAAUGAGUUGCUAACAUGACUGAAGACAUACAUUCAUGGAGAUAUUUGAUGUGAAUGUUUACAUGUAAUCCCUAAUUGUUCUUAUACAAAUCGAGUUGUAAGUAUGUAUGUAUUAUUGUUUCCCCAUAAUGUUUACGUACCUAAUUUAAUUUCAAAAUUAUCAUAAAAUGUACUGUUUCUAAAUGUCAAUCAAUGUGAGAAAAUUUGACAUUACAAUAUGGAAAUAAUGACUGAUGCUUAAACAGAAUAGGCUACUGUUAUGAUAAUUUAUGUCAAGUGAUCACAAUUGAUAAGAUGAUGAGAGAAUCUGCAAUUUGUCGAUAUCAAGAUAUAUAAUAACCUAAUAACGUAUUCACAAAUCUAUUUAUCAGAAAAUAAAUUAUUUCUGUCAUCCAUGAAAAUUUACACUUCCCGGUUGUUAUAAUGACACAUUUGAUUCAAAAAAUAUUGAUUAUUAUCUGUAAUUGUAAUUGAUUAAAAAACAAUGUGUUGAUAUUAUGGCUGGGAAUUGUAUGACCAAAAUAAUAUUGUUAUAUAUUAGUACAUACUAUUUUAAAGUAUCACUAUUCAUUUACCAUUAUAAGGGCAUAUUUAAAGACAUUGAUAAAUUAUAUUGUGAUGGGACAGAUAAAUUAAAUGCUAGAUAAAUCUGCCUUUUUUAGCCGAUUUGUAAUACGUUAUGUUCGACAUAAUACAUGCUGACUAAUAGAAACUUUAUCAACAAGCGGUGAAACAGACAAUGUGGAAUUAUUGGCUGUAAACUAUAUAUAAUAUGAUUUAAUUAACUAAUCAAAUUCAAGUCAUGUUCAUUUAUUACUUCUAUAGUUACAAAAAUGAUCUUUUUCUGACUGUCCCGGGUCUUGGAUGUUUAUCUAUAUAUGUAUUUGUUAUAAAAUAUAGUAUCGUUGAGUUAGUAUCCCAUAACACAAGUCUCGAACUUACUUUGGGGCUAGCUCAAUCUGUGUGAUUUGUCCUAAUAUAUUUAUUUAUUUAUUAUAUAAACCACAUAAUGAUUUCACGUGGGACAUCAAUUAUUGUAAAAAAAAUCUGUGUAUUUUUCAAAAUAUUUUGACUAUGUAUUUUUAAUCGAUCAGACUUUUCAAUGACUUAUACGAUGUAGAUAUAGUAAUGUAUUUAAUCUCAUUGAUAUACAUAAGUGUUGGAUGUUUUAAUAAGCCGAAAACAAAUAUAUACUUAAUAUGGAAUACAAAAAUAUUUUUAUCAAUGUAAAGUGGACAAACAAUACAAUUAUUGUCAUUACACGUAGCUCUUGAACUUGUUAAUGUCGUCAUUAUAAUGUAAGAAGUAAUUGUACAAAGGAAUAUAUUUAUCCAUCAACAAAAUAGUCAGUUUUUAAUCGUUCGGUGUUAUAGAACAGAUAAUAUAACUUAAUUCAAAUAUUAGUUGCGCAGCUAAAGUGCUAAACAUAUCUUUUUUGUUUGCUAUCUAUCAACAUUGAAUUGACAAAAUUAUUUCGCAUUACCUUUAUACAUUGUGCAUUAAUUUGUAUUACUUGAAGGAAAUUUAGCUAAAUGAUUCAAUAUUUGACCUAAAAUACCGCCUUUGGUUUCGAUUUAGGUCGAAUAUCCUAUAUUAUAAUGUGCCGCUGCAUGGUAGGUCAUUGUUAUUAAUUUGCUCCAACCCAUUAAUAAAAAAUAGUAUAUGCGGACCUAGACAAUGUAGCCUACUACUAGACUUAUGUAGCCUACUAGUAGACUUUUAAUUUAAGUAUUUAUUAGUGAUCGCCUAGUUUAACUGCUUCGCAAUUCUGUAUCAAUGAUUUAUUAUAAUUAAGCAUUUAUUACCAAGUAAUUAUGCGUUAUUUUGUUAUUUUUGUAUGUCUUUAUUGUUUUUGCUUAUUUCCACUAUCAUGUAUUUUUGGAUCAGUAUUUUUAUUUAUCUAAAUUUAACGAACCAUAGUCACAAAUUAGGAUAGUUUGUAGUGUGUACAUUCGAUAACAGUCUAUGUACAUCAUAAAUGCGUCUUUAGAAAUAUUAAAAAAUUAUAAAAAUUCGAAUACAUUACAUAAGGAGUGAAAGGGGUUGUUUCGAAUCUGAAGAAAUAAAUUCGUUCGUACUCUCGUUAAAAUUAAUGCAAAAUGAUAAACCGAAAUUUAUGUUUAAAUAUGAAUAAGUGACCGACCAUUCCGCACACUAAUGCAUGAAGUUAAAUUAAAAGUUAAGUUAAAUUGUAUCUAAUUUUUAACUUAAUUUAUUUAUAUUCAUAAUAGUGUAGGCCAUUAGUGUUGAGUUUGUAACAACCCCUUUGACAUUUAAUAAUGUAAGGAUAAUUUUAUAAAAUCUUUUGAAUUGUUGAUCUCCGGACCAUUAACCUAUUGCAUUAGUUUUCUAAAUCUAAAGAUUUUUGGAUGACUAUUAAACUAUUACAAAUUAAAAUAAGGUUUGUUGUAAAUAUUAAUUGUAAGUGUUUCAAUUGUCGAUAUAAUUGUGUAAAAUUGACCAUUCUCUCAUUAGUUUUAGUCUACGUAAGCGUACAGCCUUUCAGAUAUCGUUUUGGUAGAUCAUGACUAACAUGUAUCGAUUUUUUAAUGUUUUUUUUUUUUCGAACACACACUUAAUUUUCUAUUUCGUUAAACAAUAUCAAAAUAAUUGAAAAAAAAAACAAUGUACACUUCUGUUGUGAUUAUCAAUUUAUAAUAAAAAAAUAUGACUUAAAGUUUUUUCUAUUUAUCUAGUAGGUGAUUUAUUACCUAAAUAUGAUUGUUUUUUGGUUUUCUAUACACAACUGAAGUUAAUUGCGAUAUUUGAUAGGUUGUAUAAAAAUGUACUCCAUAUUUGCAACUAAAGCCAAAUCUUACUGUAGUUGGCUGUAAAAUGUUGUUCUUGAAAUUAUGUUCAGAGUUGAAAUCGAGAUCUUUGUUGUAAAAUUAAUAUCUCUUAUUAAGGUCAAAAUGCGCUGGAUAUAAGAUUCUUCCAUUGGAGAAUAUUACUGCGAUAUUUUCGGACCAUAGGCUUCACACUAUGGCUGAGGAAGUAACUGGGAAAAUGCAAUGAGUCUGCCAAAUUAUCUCGCCAGAGUGCAGCACUAGCUUCAAGACAUGUAGCAGAUUUGAUAUUGACAAGUUUGUCGAAUGACAUUAACUUUUGUGCUCCAUGUUUACUAUAUGCCGCCAUAUUGUGGAAUAUUCUUUGUUGGUCAAUGGUAUUAGUUGUAUCUAAUAUCUGAAAGGCUCUGUCCUGUUAAAUACAUUAAAAAAUAAUUAUUAUUUUUCAAGUGAUAAAAAUGUAAUCGGUGAUAUGUAUUUUUAAUUUAUCGUUUUGAAAAUGUUACAAUGUCGGUAUUUCACUAGAUUUAUGAAUUGUACGCUGCAUUUUUUUCUACAUACAGGGUGAAAUCUAUAGGUUUCUUUAGGUAUCAAAUAGGUUAAGUUUAAUAAGCCUGGUUACUAUAGUUUGUCUUGAGGCUUACAUAGCUGUGUUAUAAUAAAAUAAAAGUUCAAAUUGAUAUUGUAAUAGCAUUCAAUCCUCCCUGUCUUCAUGAGACGGAUGUUAGACUAAAGAUACACAUCAACUUAUUCUUGCUAUCGUUAUGGUAACAAAAUUCCAUUUCAAUUUUAAUUCCAUUUUAAUUUAUUCCAAUUCCAUUUUAUCGUUAUGGUAUCAAAAUUUCCGCGCGGAAAGAGAUACAUAAAUCUAAUUAGCUCCUCUAACAAAUACGGUUACCGUAAUGAUGAUAACAUUUUUAUCAGCAGGGCAGUCCAACUAGUUGAACCAUUAGUUGGACUGAGCUUUAUGCGCAGUCUACAGUAGUCGGGAAAACAGACCUAUCGUUCCGCAGUGGAAAUACAGUUAUAAUAAUACUCGACAAAGAAUUAAAGUGGGAUCUAAUUUAAACCGAAAAACAUUUAAUAAUUUGUUAUCGUAAAUUCACUUAUAACAUCGGGAGGGCCGAAUGUUUUGUUCCCAUUGUGCGGCUAGACUGGAAUAGCCAGUCUCGGUUGGUUACAUCUAGUUUGGUUAUCUUCGGUUAAACCAAGGUCUAGCCGUUAUCAUCCCGACUAGCUGAAGAUAAGCAUAUCUAAGUUUAACCAUACGAGAAUGUCUUCACCAAGCUCUAGCCGCACUUAUAGGUACAUAGAACUGUAACCGUCAAAUCAUAUACGAAGUUCAUAUGGACUCUGCAAAUUGUAUUUAAUCUUGAUAGUUGUAUACAACCAAAUCAUUUUAAAAUGCUUCCUUUUUUGGUUAUUUUUCGCAAACUCUGUUUUGUAUGGAGGAUAAACGCUUCACGAUAUUUUUUUGCAUUUUUGGUGAUGUUGUUUUUAUGUUUGUUUUGUUAUGUGUUGUAUAUUCGGUGUAUCGAGUCAGUAGCAUGUAACGUGUAAAAUAAAUGAUGGAAAUUA
This is a messenger RNA of Plodia interpunctella (Indianmeal moth), 9073 nucleotides long. RefSeq lists its product as uncharacterized. Gene Ontology annotation, biological process: positive regulation of transcription by RNA polymerase II; DNA damage checkpoint signaling. Gene Ontology annotation, cellular component: nucleus. The transcript is spliced from 11 exons. Gene Ontology annotation, molecular function: histone binding. Lineage: Eukaryota; Metazoa; Arthropoda; Insecta; Lepidoptera; Pyralidae. The coding region runs from base 281 to 4003 and encodes 1240 amino acids. The record is from RefSeq and is a predicted model, not a curated record.